AUGUAUGGGUCCCCCUCCUCCACCCCCUCCUCCAAUUUCGAUUCCUCCUCCGCUUCGCAAUCCAAUCUAUUAGUUGAUUCAGAGACACCUGGAAGCUCUAGUACAUCUCCUCCAUCAGAGACUGCAUCGGUUCCUAAUAGUGUCACAAAAGAAAGAUUGGUUCCCGAUGGAAAAACAAGUUGGUUACCUUUCCCUCCUGGUUCUCAGAAGAUUACAGAGAUCAUCAAGAAACGAUAUGAUAAACCGUACAAAAAGUUUGGAGAUGUCCCUCUUCCGACAAAGAAGCUUUGGUUUAAGGAAUGGAAGAGCCACUUUCUUAUUGAUGAUGAUGAUGAUGAGUUUUUCUGGAGGGCUUUCAAGUAUAGGACAAGUAAGCGAUUUAGCCAAAUGAUGUCAGAUAUCCGUGAGGGUGUGGAUACAACCCACGAAUGGCUAAUUCCUGCUUACAAAAAGGUGUUGGAAAGGUAUUGGGAAACAGAUGAGAAAUGGAAAAAUAUAAGGAAAAAAGCAAGAGAGAAUCGAGCGUCACUCUUAGGUGGUUCUGUUCAUUGCGGUGGUUCUAUUCCAUUGAGCUCAACUAUAGAGAGGAUGAAGAAGCAGUUGGGUCGUACACCAACCCACGAGGAGGUCUUCAAAGAAACCCACACACUUAAAAGUGACAAGUCUAAAUGGGUGGACAAGCGCUCUCAAGACACUCAUAGCUACUUUCCUUUAGAGUUUGAGAUAUUCACAAAUCAACACGUUGGCCUCAGGACUUAG
Molecule: messenger RNA, 759 nt
Organism: Arachis duranensis
Lineage: Eukaryota; Viridiplantae; Streptophyta; Magnoliopsida; Fabales; Fabaceae
Exons: 5
Coding region: 1-759 (252 amino acids)
Source: RefSeq, a predicted model, not a curated record